Messenger RNA from Eucalyptus grandis, 2171 nucleotides. Its product is annotated as sugar transporter ERD6-like 5. Lineage: Eukaryota; Viridiplantae; Streptophyta; Magnoliopsida; Myrtales; Myrtaceae. Gene Ontology annotation, molecular function: sugar transmembrane transporter activity. The transcript has 18 exons. The record is from RefSeq and is a predicted model, not a curated record. The coding region runs from base 429 to 1853 and encodes 474 amino acids. Gene Ontology annotation, biological process: carbohydrate transport; transmembrane transport. Gene Ontology annotation, cellular component: membrane.
CCUUGAAGAAGAGUCUAGUUUUCAUUCCGUCCUUGGAGAGUCGGAGCUUUCAAAAUCUGCAAGAAUUACAGUCAUCAAUCUGGAAGAAUCGGUGCCCCUCAACUUCCUUAGAGGCCUAGAAGAGCCAACCAAUGAAGUUUCUAUCUUUUCCUGUUUGUUCAUUAUUUUUCACCCACUUCCAACCCAAUUUCGACCAUUCUACAGUGCUUAUUUCAGAAAACCCAAAACAGAGAAAUUGUAGAUCCAGAAGUCUUUGUUCAUUUGGCCUUGGAAUCAGGUCGAUCCGAUCUGUAUCGACAAAAAUACGACUGUUCUCCUGACCUUACGCAGUGCUGAAAUUUUUAUUCGUCCUGUUUUCCCCGUGUGCGAGUCACUCUGCCGAUCCUACUAUUUGAGAAAAGCCAAACCUUGGCUUGCAUCAUUUUAUAAUGGAGAGAGAGAGCCCAGAAGAAGAUGGGUUGCCUACAAGCUCUCCGCUUCUGGGUAACUCUGGCGACUCCAAGCCUUCGAGUGAUCCCUCGAUCACGCCUCUGCUCGUCUUCAGCACUAUCGUCGCCGUUUGCGGGUCUUUCGCCACUGGUUUUGCUUCCGGUUAUUCAUCACCCGCCGAGUCUGGAAUAAUGGAGGAUCUAGGGCUCUCUACUGCAGCGUAUUCGCUUUUUGGUUCUAUAUUAACGGUAGGAGGGUUAAUAGGAGCUUUGGUUAAUGGGUGGAUGACAGAUACGGUGGGUCGCAGACGUACAAUGGGGAUUUCACAAACAAUUUCAGCUGCAGGAUGGCUUUUUAUAGCAUUUGCCAAGAAUGCAUGGUGGCUCAAUAUCGGAAGACUGUUGAAUGGAGUUGGCUACGGGAUUACAUGUUACGUGGUACCUGUGUACAUUGCCGAAAUAACACCCAAAAGUAUCCGGGGAGCAUUCACAGCAUUAAAUCAGUUUUUGUUAAGCUGUGGCAUUUCGUUGAUUUUCUUUGUGGGAACUAUUGUUUCCUGGCGUAUCUUGGCUUUAAUAGGUACUGUCCCCUGCGUACUUCAAAUCUUCGGUUUGUUUUUUAUCCCGGAGUCUCCUAGAUGGCUGGUAAAAGUCGGUCAAGGAAGGGAGUUUGAAGUCACAUUGCAAAGACUCCGAGGCAAAAGUGUCGACGUUUCCGAAGAAGCAGCAGAUAUCAGAGACUAUACAGAAACCUUUGAGCGGCAAACGCAGUCUAGAAUUCUCAAUUUGUUUCAACAAAGAUACGCUCAUUCCCUCAUAAUAGGAGUGGGAUUGGUGAUGCUUCAACAAUUGGGAGGCUCGGAUGCAUUUCUCUAUUAUGCGAGCUCUAUAUUUGAAUCAGCUGACUUUUCCAGCAGCAUUGGUACCAGAAGCAUGGCGAUUGCCCAGAUCCCAGCAACUGCUCUCAGUGUAAUCUUGACAGAUAAAGCUGGAAGAAGACCGCUUUUACUGGUUUCUUCUGCUGGAAUGGCCUUGAGUUGCUUUCUUCUAGGAUUCUCAUUCUUCAUGCAGGACCUGCAGUAUUGGAAGGAAGUCACUCCCAUUUUGGUGUAUGUAUGCAUUAUGGGGUAUUCUAUAGCUUUCUCACUUGGCAUGGCAGGGUUACCGUGGGUUAUAAUGUCUGAGGUAUUCCCAUUGAAUGUCAAAGGGUCGGCUGGAAGCCUGGUGACAUUCGCCAAGUGGUCCUGUGCUUGGAUCGCUACCUACACUUUCAACUUCAUGUUCGAAUGGAGUGCAGCCGGAACCUUUUUAAUUUUCGCAUGCAUUUGUGGUUUAACUAUCUUAUUCACUGCGAAGCUAGUGCCGGAGACCAAGGGGCAAGCAUUGGAAGAAUUGCAAGCAUCACUUGCCCAUUUUCUGCAAUGAAUUCUACUCUGUGUUGAAAUCUGAAUUGGUAGGAUGAAGCAACUAAGAUCGGUGUCCGCAACUGUGGCUGAACAAGUGUCUGCUUCUAUUUUUGGUGCCUAAAAGUCAGCAAAUUUUUAGAGGCACCUGUAUGCCAUGUUGUUGAUCGCUUGGCUUAUACCAAGACAUUAGGUUGACCUGGAUUAUCUAAGAAUGUAAUAAUUUUUCGCAACUACUACUUCAAAAUAUAUUCCACUCACCCAGGACAAAGGAGAGGAUGUGUCAGACAGUCUGAUACUUGUUACCAUGUUUUCAUAUGAUAACAUCCACUUGAACUUC